GUAAAAACUUUAUCAAAGUAGUCAUCUGUCAACCGCGCGCAACCGCGUAGUGCAGGAGCAAAAUAGUGAUAUUAUUACGCUGAUAAGAAUGUGGCUUUUUAUUUUGUCCGUUUUCGUCUUUGUUUAAAUUCCUCUUCGUGUCUUUCUCGAAGGAUAUAAAAUAGGACGGGAGCAAACUAAAGCUGUAAUUUUGUUGACGCAAGUGCGCACCUUUGUGUUAGGUGCCAGGAUAUAUCGUCAUUUAAAUAUAUAAUAAAGCGUAAGUUGCAAGCGGCUAUCGAACAUCUAGCAAAAGCUAUUUCGUGUUUCUGCUUACUUACAAACAUAACUCUUGAAAUUUGACUAAUUUAUUAAGUAACAAUGUAUACACGAAUAUCUUCGCUUAUUCGUUUCUUAAUGUUACGUACGAAUCUGCAAAUGGCUGAAUUGAUGAAAAAGAGAAAAGUAUGCGUAAUAGGAGCCGGCGCAGCUGGCCUCUGCGCAGCCAGACACUUUGCGCGAAGUUUGAAUUUCGAAUUGAAUGUUUUCGAGCAAACAAAUGAUAUCGGCGGUACAUGGGUUUACAAAGAAGCAAUUGAAGUCGACGAAAAUGGUUUGCCCGUUCAUUCGAGCAUGUAUCGAGACUUAAGAACUAAUUUACCAGCGAAAAUUAUGAAUUUCCCUGAUUACCAGAGAUUGAACGCUGAAGAACCAUGUUGUGUGACACAUCAGGAAGUUCGGACGUAUUUACAGAAUUACGCGGAAUAUUUUGAUUUACUUAAACAUAUUCAGUUUGGAACACGAGUAGAAUCCGUUCGAUUGCAAAUUUCAGCCGAAGGCAAAGAAGAAUGGGCUGUACGAACAAAAGUCGUAAAAACAAAAGAAGAGAAAGAAAGUAUCUUUAACGUUAUAAUGAUUUGUAAUGGACAUUACUUCGAUCCCUACAUACCAAUGGUACCAGGAAUCGAACAAUUUCCGGGUACGAUAUUACACAGUCAUUCAUAUCGAAAGUCAGAAGAUUUUUCUGGUAAAAGGGUUUUAAUCUUGGGAGCAGCUGCUUCCGGAGUCGACAUCGCUCUUGAUUUGGCUAACCACGCAUUUCGAAUAUAUUUAAGCCAUAAUAAUGAAAGAUUAAAUAGCCCCUUACCAUCAAACGUAAUCGAGGUGUCAGGUGUGGAAAAGAUAGAGGAGGGGAAUAUUUUUCUAAAAGAUCAAAAUUCCAUUACAGUGGAUGUAUUUAUGUUUUGUACGGGGUAUCGGUACAGUUUUCCAUUUCUAGACGAAAACUGUGGAAUACGAGUAGAUAAUAACUUCGUGACUCCUUUAUAUAAACAUUUAAUUAAUAUUGACCAUCCUACAAUGUGUAUUGUUGGAGUGCCUACUGUCGUUGUUCCAUUUCCUAUGUUUCAUAUGCAAAUACAAUAUUUUCUUGCAUUAUUAGAGGAAAGAGCAAGCUUACCAACAAGAUCAAUUAUGCUGGAAGACUCGAAGUUAAAAACCUCGAAGAAAAGACAUGCACACAAAUUAAGUGACAAACAAUGGGAUUAUAACAAUGCGUUAGCUGAUGCUGGAGGUUUCGACCGUUUGCCAAAAUUCUAUAAACUCGGAUACGAAGCGUGGUCAGCGCAAAGGAAAGCGAAUCUUUUGAACUAUAAGAGGGCUAGAUUUGUAUUAUCGAAAGAUCAGGAAACUGUUGAGUUAGUCAUACCGAAAGAAAGUGUAUAAAUAUAAAUAACUGUUAAAAACUGUUAAAUAUAAUAAUACAGUUUUAUAAGUUUUUCAUAA
This is a messenger RNA of Bombus terrestris (buff-tailed bumblebee), 1764 nucleotides long. RefSeq names its product flavin-containing monooxygenase FMO GS-OX-like 2. NCBI's taxonomy places the organism in Eukaryota, Metazoa, Arthropoda, Insecta, Hymenoptera, Apidae. The transcript has 7 exons. Gene Ontology annotation, molecular function: NADP binding; N,N-dimethylaniline monooxygenase activity; flavin adenine dinucleotide binding. The coding region runs from base 361 to 1704 and encodes 447 amino acids. The record is from RefSeq and is a predicted model, not a curated record.